This is a messenger RNA of Musca vetustissima, 1812 nucleotides long. RefSeq names its product sialin (gene MFS17). The record is from RefSeq and is a predicted model, not a curated record. Gene Ontology annotation, biological process: monoatomic anion transport; transmembrane transport. The coding region runs from base 1 to 1812 and encodes 603 amino acids. Gene Ontology annotation, cellular component: plasma membrane. The transcript has a single exon. NCBI's taxonomy places the organism in Eukaryota, Metazoa, Arthropoda, Insecta, Diptera, Muscidae. Gene Ontology annotation, molecular function: transmembrane transporter activity.
AUGUACAAUUCAUCAUAUAAUUCCCUAAAACAAGUGCCAUCCGAUGUGGUGAACGGCAAACAGAAUGCGACGACAUCCAAAUCACCCCCAACAACAAAUCCCACAACACCGCCGAAUCCUUUUUGUUUCAAUACGAUUCUACACAAGUUAAAUGCCAAAGUACCUGCUCGCCUUGUCCUCUAUAUGCUAUCAUGGUCGGGAUUCCUGGUCUCAUUUAUGAUGCGGAAUGAUAUGCAUUUGGCCAUUGUGGCAAUGACACCGCCAGCCAAUAAUUCAGUGUCUAAUGGUGGUCGGUGUGCUGAUAUAUUACCUAAUAAUAAUGCCGCAGUUACUUCCGUAAACACAACGUUAGCAGCAGCGGUGACAACAACGGCACACAAUAUAAGUGUUAUACCAGCCGCAGCCGCAUUCAUAGCGUCAACAGCAGCAGCGGAACAAGGACAUACACCGCAACACUAUGACUGGUCAUCAUCGAUACAAUCGGUCAUAAACAGCUCCUUCUUUUGGUGUUAUGUUCUGUCACAAGUAUUCGGUGGCAUUGCCACACAAUAUUUUGGCACAAAGAAGGUGUUCGGCUGGUCGCAAUUUGCCACGGCCCUUUGCAGUCUACUUAUGCCCGCCUGUGCCGACAUUCACUAUGGCCUACUUAUUGCCUUACGUUCCAUACAGGGUUGUGCCUCGGGCCUAACCUGGCCUGCCAUGUAUGCCGUUGUCGGCUAUUGGAUCCCGCUGAUAGAACGUUCGCGUUUCAUGUCCAGUUUCCAGGGAUUUAGCAUUGGCACUGGUCUGACCUUUGUUUUGGGUGGUUUCAUCACCAAACGUUUUGGCUGGCAGUAUGUAUUCUAUACCACCGGCUCGCUGGGCAUGUUAUGGUGCCUUUUCUGGUAUCUGCUGGCCUAUAACACACCCCAGGAACAUCCUCGCAUUACCAAAGAUGAAUUGGAAUAUAUUGAAAUCAAUAUUAGCAGUGAAAUGAAAAAAUCGAUCGGAAAGAAAGUGCCUUGGAAAGAUAUAAUUACCUCGAAGCCCGCCUUGGCAAUUGCCAUAACGACAUUUGGCCGCAUCUGGAUACACUAUGUGUUCAUUAUAAAUGGACCGAAUUUUAUGAAAAAUAUCCUCUGUUUUGAUUACGAGGCCAAUGGUGUAUUAUCGGGUAUGCCUCACAUUUGUUCCUACAUCUCGUCGGUGAUCUUCUGCUAUAUUGCGGAUAAAUUGUUGCAUCGUCACUGCAUGACCCUAACGAAUAUACGUAAACUAUUUACGGCUCUGUCACAAGUUGUACCUGGUGUUUUGAUUUUAUUUAUUGGUUACAUCGAUAAUAUUGUCUUGCUUCUGGUUAUUUGGUUUAUAACGGUGUCAUUUAUAACGGCUUCCUACGCUGGUGCCAUGGCCAAUAUUGUGGAUAUUGCACCGAAUUUUGCGGGGCCCGUUUUGGCCUUUUGUCAAACCAUACAUAUGUCGGCAUCAUUCCUAUCGCCCCUGAUUUCGGGUCUUAUCCUACAAACGGAUACAUCAAUUGAUGAAUGGCGUACAGUAUUUAUUGUGGCAGCCAUAGUUACCAAUGGCACCUAUAUUUCGUAUCAAAUUUAUGGUACAGCUGAAAUUCAAAAAUGGGAUAGUAUACAUAGUGAUGGUGAUGGUGCUGGAGGUGUUGUUACUCCUUCAUCAAAUGGUGAUUUGGUGGCAUGUGAAGCUGGCAAAAACCUCACAAAUGGUGAAGAUGUUGACGACAAUGAUGAUGAUGCUACGGAGGACAAUCAAAUGUUGAAAAAGACAACAAACGGUAAAUCAAAGGAUAACAUUAGCCAAUAA